AUGGUGAGCAAAACUAAAAAAGAUUUUAGUGUUGCAUUUCUUUUACGUGAUAAUACUGAUUGUGAUUAUGAUAAUUAUUCAUCGAAAUCUUCAAUUCCAAUGAUGAAAAAUUCUUCAAUAACUCCUACGGAAUAUUGGUUUUCUGAUCAAUUUGAAACGAAAAUUUGUCCAUUACGUAAACAUAAAAAUGAUAGAAAACCUCGUACACCAUUUACAACUACACAAUUAAUUGCAUUAGAAAGAAAAUUUCACGAACGACAUUAUUUAUCUAUAUCAGAACGAGCUGAAUUUUCACUAUCACUUAAUCUAACUGAAACACAAGUAAAAAUAUGGUUUCAAAAUCGUCGAGCAAAAGAAAAACGUUUAUCGGAAGCUGAAUUAGAAAAAUAUCGUUUUAUACAAAUAAAAGAUCAGUUAGCUAAACAAUUUGAAAUGACAUCAACAUAUUUUUCUUUUGCAUAA
Molecule: messenger RNA, 462 nt
Organism: Adineta steineri
Lineage: Eukaryota; Metazoa; Rotifera; Eurotatoria; Adinetida; Adinetidae
Source: the annotation of a GenBank genome assembly